CUCUCUCUCUCUCUCUCAAACGUGCAAACGUGAGCUUUGUGGACACCCAGUAAUGGCUGCUGAGGUUAGCUCUCUGUUUCGGGUCCUCAGCGGGUACAACGAUGAUAAACAACAUCUGAGCAUGGGUAGUGAAUCCACUGGAGACAAAUCAACGUCUCUGAUUACAAGAGACUUGCUUGGUGGUGGGUCUUCUUCACCUUCCAAGCUUUCAGACGAGUCUCAGGAACUCGACCUCGAUUUACAGGUCCCUAAUGGCUGGGAAAAACGACUAGACUUGAAGUCAGGGAAAGUGUAUCUCCAUAGGUCCAGUGCUGUUUCAGUCUCAGAUCAUCAAAGCCACAGCAAUCCAACAGUUCCAAACGUGCAAGACUUAAACUUUAUGCCAUCACCAUCCUCAAAAACCCCUUUAAAUCUCUUUGAUGAUACGAGCGCUUGCCUUGAAUUGAAGCUAGUAUCAUCGUCCUCAUCGCCACCACCUCCGCAGCCAUCCUCUUGCAAUUUCCAGAGUCUCUGCACCUUGGACAAAGUAAAGUCUGCACUCGAAAGGGCUGAGAGGGAACCGAUUAAGAAGCGCGCCACUUCCUUGUGGAAGUCGUCACUGUCAUCCUCACCGUCUUACUCAUCGUCGUCGUCUUCCAUCAAGGAAACUCAAGAGGAGGACAGUGAAUUUUCAUCUCCUUUUGCAGCAGGGUGUCCUGGCUGCUUGUCAUAUGUGCUGAUAAUGAGAAAUAACCUGAAAUGUCCUCGUUGCAGUUCGAUGAUUCCAUUGCCAAUGACAAAGAAAGCUCGACUUGAUCUUAACAGAACAAACUGAGAAGAUGAUGGCGAUUGUUCAGGCCUGACAUUGAUCAUUUUUGUAUAUGAUAUCUACAGUAUAUUAGUGAUUUCCUUGAUAAAUAGAUCAGCUGGUAGUUUGCUCUA
Molecule: messenger RNA, 921 nt
Organism: Argentina anserina (silverweed cinquefoil)
Lineage: Eukaryota; Viridiplantae; Streptophyta; Magnoliopsida; Rosales; Rosaceae
Exons: 2
Coding region: 53-814 (253 amino acids)
Source: RefSeq, a predicted model, not a curated record